GGCGCCUCUAUCGCACGCCAGCCGCCGGGGAGCAAGAGGGGGCGCCGGCCGGCUGCCGCCGCGUCUGACAGACCCACCGGUCGAGGCUCCGCGCACAUCAGCAGCACGCGGCCGCCAUGGCGGCGCGGAGGAGCCCCCAGCAGGAGCGGGAGCGGCAACGACCUCGCGACCCCGCCGCAGGAAAUGACCAAGUGCACUCCUGGACACUCGUCACCAGCCAAGCCUUGGAUACCGCGUGGAGAGUCGCAAAGGGGUCAGUGACGCUGGCAGUUUCAUUUCUGGUGGGCACCCUCUGGUACUUCAGAAGGCUACAUUUAUAUUUAGGGCACCGGCUGAAAAGGUGGAUUGGAUAUCUGCAGAGGAGAUUCAAAAGGAACCUCAGUGUGGAGGCAGAAGUUGAUUUACUCAGUUAUUGUGCAAGAGAAUGGAAAGGAGAGACACCCCAGGCCAAGCUGAUGAGGAAGGCUUACGAGGAGCUGUUCUGGCGGCGGCAUAUUAAAUGUGUUCGACAAGUAAGAAGAGACAACUAUGAUGCGCUAAGGUCGGUGCUCUUCCAAGUCUUCAGCCAGGGCCUCUCUUUCCCAUCCUGGAUGAAAGAAAAAGAUAUCGCGAAGCUUCCUGAAAAACUGCUCUUUUCACAAGGUUGUAAUUGGAUCCAGCAAUACAGUUUUGGUCCUGAGAAGUAUACAGGUUCGAAUGUGUUUGGCAAAUUACGUAAAUGUGUGGAAUCAUUGAAAGCACAGUGGGCUGAAUUUAGUGGAAUUAAAGAUUAUCACAAGAGAGGAAGUAUGUGCAACGUCCUUUUUUCUGACGCUAUCCUGGAAUAUAAACUUUACGAAGCUCUGAAGUUCAUCAUGCUCUAUCAAGUCACUGAGGCUUAUGAACAGAUGAAGACCAAAAAGGUCAUUCCCAGUCUUUUUCGACUCCUGUUUACCCGGGAAACCUCUUCCGACCCUUUAAGCUUCAUGAUGAAUCACCUGAAUUCUGUAGGUGACACGUGUGGACUAGAGCAGAUUGAUAUGUUUGUACUUGGAUACUCCCUGGAAGUAAAGAUAAAAGUGUUCAGACUGUUCAGGUUUAACUCCAGAGACUUUGAAGUCUGCUACCCAGAGGAGUCGCUCAGGGAGUGGCCGGAGGUCUCCCUGCUGACCGAGAAUGACCGCCACUAUCACAUUCCUGUCUUUUAAGUCAGCCUGGACCAGGCACCAGCUCUCGCCGGUGACAGUGGUCACACUUGCAAGUAAUGUUUCUAGAAAAGCAAAGCUAGUAUUGCUGCCAUUGGAGGAAUCAGGGCCUCCCUCUCCAGGAUGACAGGUACACUGGACGGAGACCCACGUGCCUUCCCUUUGUUUCCAGUGAUUUCCUCCAGAGCCCCUGCACUGAUGUAUUUGUGGGUUGGUGGUUUGACCUUGUCUGUAAAGGCUCUGGUCAUUUCACACACAACAGAGCACAAUGAUAUUUAGUUUGGGAAGAACAACAACAGGAAGAAACCGAGAAGAAAAUAAGUAGGGGAAAAGGACUAAAGGGAAAGAAUUUUUUGUCUAUAAUCUUUAUGUUCUUUGUUAAGAAUCUUGUCUUUGACUGAUUUUGGAUCUUCAUAAACAUGGCCUUAUUUUAUAAGCAUUACCUUCCCAGGAAUUUCUAUGGUAUAUUGAUUUUCCAGAACCAUUCGAUUAACUUUAAAAUUGUGUGUGUGUGUGUAUUUACACUCACACACAAACAUGUAUAAUUUUAUCUAUACAUAUCUAAACACAUACGUACACAUAGCCACUACUUUGUAAAAUUUGUUUUAUAUCUUUUU
This is a messenger RNA of Mesoplodon densirostris (Blainville's beaked whale), 1801 nucleotides long. RefSeq names its product OTU deubiquitinase with linear linkage specificity like (gene OTULINL). Gene Ontology annotation, molecular function: cysteine-type deubiquitinase activity. Gene Ontology annotation, biological process: protein linear deubiquitination. The transcript has 8 exons. The record is from RefSeq and is a predicted model, not a curated record. NCBI's taxonomy places the organism in Eukaryota, Metazoa, Chordata, Mammalia, Artiodactyla, Ziphiidae. Gene Ontology annotation, cellular component: cytoplasm. Bases 117 to 1187 code for a protein of 356 amino acids.